GGGCAGCCAGGGCACUGCGUGUGAGGGGAGGCAGCGGCAGCGGCCCUGGCCCUCUGGAGCAGGAGACGUCUUCACCUGCUGUGUCCCGUGUCGUCUGCCCAUCGUGGUGUUCGCCCUGCCUGCACAUGCAGCGGGGGAAGCCAGGCGGCCCCUGGGCCCGUGUCCCCGCAUGUGGGCUUUGAGUGCCGGCUGCACUGCCGCCCCCAUGAGCACACCUGGGUGUCCCUCCUCACAGCGCUGAGCCGCCACCAAGGUCUGGAGCCACCAGGCGCCAUGCACUGGGUUUGCACAGCCGCUGUCGUGGCCCUCCUCUGGCUGCAGCUUAUGCUCUUUGGGGGUGUUGGGGCACGGCGGGAGCCCAAGAGGCCACGGCAGCCCAGCCAGCACACUGAGCCCACCGCCACCACGUCCAACCACGAGGGGCUGCUGGGCUCCCCCAAGCCAUCCGAGGCCCUGGGGUCUGAGUUCUCAGAUGCACACAUGACAUGGCUGAACUUCGUCCGGCGGCCAGAUGUCGUGGCCUCAAAGAAACGGUGCCGGGGCCGGGACCAGAAGUCGCGAGGUCUCUCUGGACCCCCCGGGCCCCCUGGGCCCCCAGGGCCCCCAGGACCUCCCGGGGCCGCAGUCACCCAGGAAGCCCUGCUGCGAGAGUUUCAGGAGAUGCUGAAAGAGGCUACCGAGCGCCGGUUCUUGGGGCUGUUGGGCCCAUUGCUGCCCGAGGGGACAGGUCGGCGGCUGGUGGCAGAGGCCUUCCACUGUGCACUGAAGGGCCCCAUGGUGGUGGAGGAGAAGACGCUGGUAGAACUGCAUGGCUUCCAGGCCCCUGCUGCCCAGGGUGCCUUCCUGCGGGGGUCUGGCUUGAGCCUAGCCUCCGGCCGGUUCACAGCUCCAAUGACUGCCAUCUUCCAGUUUUCCGCCAGCCUGCAUGUGGACCACAGGGAGAUGCAGGGCAGGGUGAGACUGCAGGCUCGGGACACAGUACGGGUGCUCGUCUGCAUCGAGUCCCUCUGUCAUCGACAUGCGUCCCUGGUGGCCAUCUCAGGCCUGGAGAGCCGUGCCAGGGUCUUCACCCUGCAUGUGGAGGGGCUGCUGCAGCUGCAGGCCGGACAGUAUGCCUCCGUCUUUGUGGACAAUGGCUCCGGGACAAGCCUCACCAUCCAGAGUGGCUCCAGCUUCUCCGGCCUUCUCCUGGGCACGUGAGGGCCAUGCCAGGGGCUGGAAGUGUGACUGGCCCUCCUGUCCCCACUGUUGACUGUUAAACCUAUGCUCACAGCAAUAAAGAGCUCUCAGCCCCCCUG
Messenger RNA from Nyctereutes procyonoides (raccoon dog), 1298 nucleotides. RefSeq names its product C1q and TNF related 12 (gene C1QTNF12). The record is from RefSeq and is a predicted model, not a curated record. The coding region runs from base 274 to 1200 and encodes 308 amino acids. The transcript has 8 exons. Lineage: Eukaryota; Metazoa; Chordata; Mammalia; Carnivora; Canidae. Gene Ontology annotation, biological process: negative regulation of gluconeogenesis; positive regulation of D-glucose import across plasma membrane; positive regulation of insulin receptor signaling pathway. Gene Ontology annotation, molecular function: hormone activity.